Molecule: messenger RNA, 1308 nt
Organism: Budorcas taxicolor (takin)
Lineage: Eukaryota; Metazoa; Chordata; Mammalia; Artiodactyla; Bovidae
Product: myeloid-associated differentiation marker-like
Exons: 5
Coding region: 1-1308 (435 amino acids)
Cellular component (GO): cell-cell junction; plasma membrane
Source: RefSeq, a predicted model, not a curated record
AUGAGCUUGUUCUCAGGUCUGGACGCCAAGACCAUCAUGAACCUCUUCCUCCGCGUGGGGCAGCUGCUCUCCACCCUCGUGCCCAUCUGGCUGACCAGUGAGGACACUCUGAAGGUGGGUGUAAUCAACUGGUGCCUGUACAUCUGGUGCAUCUGCUUCGGCCUGACCUUUCUCGGCUUCGUACUGGAGUUGGGCAGUCUCUUCAAACUGCCGUUAUGUAACAUCCAGUCUCUCCUCCGCCUGUCUGAUAAGUUCCAGUACCACCUCCCCUUGUCUUGGGAUGGCGUUCUCCACGCCUUUGGCUCUUAUUUUGCGGUGUUCUGCCUCUCAGCUGCCGUCAUCUUCGGCCCCACCUACAUCCAGUUCUUUUCUCCAGGCCCCGCCCGAAAUCGCGUCGUCACCGCCACCACCUGCUCCUGCGUGGCUGCUCUGCUUUACGCCAUCGAAGUGGCCUGGGUCUGUCGCCGACCCAGUAGAGUGUCCUGCUUUUGGCCGACCUUCCCAGGUGUGCUCAGGAGGCUGGAGAACUAUGUGGCCAACAUCAUCUUUGCCUUCAUCAGCAACACUGACCUGUCCCUGCAUCAGCCAGCCCUGGUGUGGUGUGUGGCUGUGUACCUCAUCUGCUUCCUCCUGGGGGCCGUGAACUACUUUGUGAAUGGGUGUGACUGUGACAAUGACAAAAAGCUGCCUCUCCGCGUCCCCUGUUUGCUGUGGGUGCAGACUGUGGUCUCUGUCCUCCUCUACGCCACCGCAGUGAUCCUCUGGCCCCUCUACCAGUUCCAGGAGAAGUUGGGGGAGCAGCCCCAGCGAUCCAGCGAUAUGACCUGCAGUGAUCAACUCAACAUCUUUGUCUGCGUCUGGGACCAGCGACUGGCUGUGGCCAUCCUGACAGUCAUCAACCUGCUGGUUUAUGUGGCUGACCUGGUGUAUUUAGUCCGAGAAGCUUUUUGGAGCAGCCCUGACCUCAAGGAUCUACAGGAGAGUGAGGAGGAGGAGAGAGAAAUCCAGCCAGCACCACCACAGGUGUGUGGGGACCCAGGAGGCUGGUUCUACCUGCCAGUCAGUAAAAUGGUUCAAGGGCUCCACCUGGUGGCCACUCACAGCCAGACAAGCAGCUGCACCCAACAGGUUCCAAAGUUCAUUAACAAUCAGCAGAUGUCCGGACUCCAAAACGUGGGCAACAGGUGGGCUAUUGAGAACACAUCCAACAGGGCUGCGCCCUCUCUCUGCAUGAAGGCAGCCAAGGGACUUGGAGAGGGUGAAGCUGGACCAGUGACCAUAGUCCCCCUGGUAGUACACAGCCCUUAG